This is a messenger RNA of Alternaria arborescens, 1413 nucleotides long. RefSeq lists its product as hypothetical. The coding region runs from base 1 to 1413 and encodes 470 amino acids. NCBI's taxonomy places the organism in Eukaryota, Fungi, Ascomycota, Dothideomycetes, Pleosporales, Pleosporaceae. The transcript is spliced from 2 exons. The record is from RefSeq and is a predicted model, not a curated record.
AUGAACGUCGAACGUUGCAUCGAGCUCCACAACGAAAUCGUGCAGCAUGGCUGGGUCGGCUCAGGCCGCUCUCCAGAAACACUAACCUCACAAUCCAAAAGCUGGUUUCAGUUGCACGGGGAAAAAGCCGAAGCCGCACGGUCUGAUCUCUCAGCCGAGCUCAUCCAAUUCCUCGAGCAAGCACAAGAUCCAUAUGCACAAGAGAGGGAAUCAUAUCUAGGAUUCUUUCACUGGGUAUCUAAUCUCUCUGGACCAGGUUACAUGUUCGAAUUCGAGGACUUGCUGUGGCCAUGGGACUACGAAGCCCGUACAGGUGAGAAGCAAAAGGACAUUAGAAGAAGGCGUUUGGUUUUGUACCAGGCGGGGCACUUUGGGACAGGACAUACUUGUGGACUGAUAUACGACCAGAAAACAAAUUUGUGCAUAUUGGCUCUUACCCUGUAUGACAUGGACGGUAUGGAUGAACGGAAAUGGUAUCCGCUAGAGACCGUCCUUAGCUUCUGGCUCUCCCAGAUUCGCCAAGGAAGUAUCCAGGCCACACCAGAAAAAGGAGGCAAGCUCAGGGAAGAAUGGCCUGCUCUAAGGGAAAGCCAGGAUCCCUCGAAUUGGGUCUUCGUCCCGUAUAACGAGGUUAUGAUGAAAAGAAACCUGGAGAUCUGGGACAAGCUCGUUGAGGCGAUAGAGAGCCGCAUGCCUAUGGAAAGCAUGUCCGCGCAGCCCAUAUGCGGCAUCCUCGAAAACAACGUGCGCAAAACUAUAAGCCUACCACAACGAUUUGCAUACAAUUUUCUCUUUCGUGCCCGCCGCCCGCGUUUCAAGAAAAUAGCCCCAGGUCUCCGCGUCAUCACCUCAUCAGACUUUCCCGACCAACCUUUUCGCUCGCACAUGUCUAAAGAAAAAGAUGAAAUACCACCCAUCCUACUCUUUCGAUCUGAACUCAACUUCUUCGAAGAUCCAACCUGGAGCCCGGGUCUUGACGCUCGAAUGCCACACUUUUACGACUAUCGCGAUGUUAGAAUCUACCCUUCUGGCUUGUAUCUGUUGCCUACUGAAUACGACCACCUAAAUCUAGAAGAUCAGAUCUCAUUCGUUUUGCCUUUUGCUAUCGGCGGAAACGAGUAUGCGAGGAGGAGUGAUGGGCAGAAAUUUAUGGACUGCAGACAGCAUGGGAACAACAGCUUCACACAAUUGUACUCGCGUGGGAGACAGUCUCUUGAAGAUUUUCAAUCGCAGAGUCUAGCGUGUGUACUUGAGAACUGGCCGGGCAUGGUAGAAGGGGGUAUUUGGAAGGUAAAUGAGAAUGGUGUAGUGGGUGAUAUGGAAACGUGGAAGGAGGCAGAUACGGAGGAAGGGUGGGAGAAGUACGUUAUACCAAGUGAGGAAUCAUGUCAUCACGAGUGGGAAGUCCUGUAA